AUGGUAAACGCAACAAUGGCAACCUUCAAUAAUUGUGAUUUUUCAGUGACUUUUUUCAAGAAUAAUUCUUUCAUUCAAACCACCAUUUACAAUUCAUCUUUUUUUCGAGCUUCUUUAAAACAAUCAUCAUGGUAUAAAGCAAAGAUUAGUUAUACUUCUUUCUUCGAGGCUGAUAUGACCGAUAUUAAUUUUAUCGAUAGUGAAUGUCAUUAUUGUCACUUUAAUCAGACUCUAUUAAAAGGUGCAAACUUUACAGAUUCAUCACUUGAUGGAAGUGAUUUUAGCCAAGCUAAUAUUACUUAUCAAGAAUUAAUCGUUGCUCGAUCUCUUCAAAAUGUUAUUUUACCUAAUGGAACUAUUUUUCAAUAA
Messenger RNA from Adineta steineri, 369 nucleotides. Lineage: Eukaryota; Metazoa; Rotifera; Eurotatoria; Adinetida; Adinetidae. The record is from the annotation of a GenBank genome assembly.